Molecule: messenger RNA, 1566 nt
Organism: Drosophila ficusphila
Lineage: Eukaryota; Metazoa; Arthropoda; Insecta; Diptera; Drosophilidae
Gene: Or13a
Product: odorant receptor 13a
Exons: 6
Coding region: 596-1447 (283 amino acids)
Biological process (GO): sensory perception of smell; detection of chemical stimulus involved in sensory perception of smell
Cellular component (GO): plasma membrane
Molecular function (GO): olfactory receptor activity; odorant binding
Source: RefSeq, a predicted model, not a curated record
AGUUCUCUAUACGAGGAAUUUUCAGCCAAGUUUUUCAUUUUGUGCCCAUUGUAUGUCGUUAGUGUGCAGUUGGUUCGUUUCGAGUGUUCGUUGGGUGGAGCAAUACAUUUAGGUUGAUUCAUUUCGAUUCAUUUCAAUUCAUUUCAAUUUAUUUUGAUUGUAUUGGAUGAUAUAUAUAUUUCGGGUUACGUAGGUGAUACGCCAGGUGAUUAACGGUUUAUUUCGAGGACGAUAUUUCGUUGUUAUUCAUUUCAUUAUUGCAGUUGGGUUGUGAGUCAGCCGAAAAAACAAGGAAAUACAAAGUUUUGUUGCAUUGGGGGGAAAUACGAUAUAGUAUGCAUCUCACACAUUCUUUAGGGAGUCUUUUCAUUUCAUGUUACUGAUUUAGAAUUUAAGCUAAAUUUACUUAUUUAAUAUGAAUACGUAAGCUAAUGACAACGAAAACAUGCGUUCAUUGCAGCUUGUUUUCUCAUCGCGGCGGAAUUCUUUUCGGAUUGCCAAAGGUUUCGAAAUGGCCAAAAGCGGAUAAACGAUUCUCACAAUUGCUUAAAACAACAAUUCAAAGCAACAUAUUGCUGCAGAGUGUCGGAAACGCAUGGUGACAUUCAGCAUAAUGACGGGAUUGCUGGCUUGCCUGAUAAUCAUGUACUGCGUCAUGCCCCUGAUUGAAAUAUUCUUCCUCCUGGGCUGGAACUCGGAGGACAAGCCGUUCCCCUACAAAAUGGUCUUUCCCUACAAUCCGAACAAGAAUGGUAUCAGCUAUGUGCUGACCUACAUGUUUACGUCGUAUGCAGGAAUCUGUGUGGUGACCACGUUGUUUGCAGAAGAUACAAUUCUGGGCUUCUUCAUAACACACACUUGCGGUCAGUUCCGAUUGCUACACGAGAGAAUCGACAAAUUAUUUACAAAAGUCAACAAUAGUGUGGAAUUGAGCGAAGAUGUUCAGCGAAUGCGCUUAAAAAGUGUUGUGGAAAAACACAAUAAUAUCAUCAGGUUCGCUCAUCGCCUCGAAGACUUUUUCAACCCAAUUCUAUUAGCCAAUCUUACGAUUUCUUCAAUUCUGAUUUGCAUGGUUGGAUUUCAGAUAAUAACAGGAAAAAACAUGUUCAUUGGGGAUUACGUGAAGUUCAUAAUUUAUAUCUCCUCGGCUCUUUCGCAAUUAUACGUUCUCUGCGAGAAUGGAGAUGCCUUGAUAAAACACUCAACUUUAACGGCUCAAAUUCUUUACGGAUGUCAAUGGGAGGAAUCCGGUCAAGUAUCCAAGAGCAAGUACAUCCAAAAUCACCUGUGGUUCAUGAUACUCUGCAGCCAACAGCCCGUGAGGAUUACGGCGUUCAAGUUCUCGACUUUGUCCUUACAAAGUUUUACAGCGAUUUUAAGCACGUCCAUUAGCUACUUUACUUUAUUGCGGUCAGUUUACUUCGAUGACGAAAAGCAACAGAAAUAAAUUAUGCAGAAAUAAAUUAUUUAAAGGUAGAUACAACUUUCAUUUACUAUGUUUUGUAGGCCUUAGGAAUGUUGUACGUAGUGAAUAAAAAUUGUUAAAAUCGAACAGAUGAAAACUAA